Anopheles merus is the source of this 3034-nucleotide messenger RNA. RefSeq lists its product as uncharacterized. NCBI's taxonomy places the organism in Eukaryota, Metazoa, Arthropoda, Insecta, Diptera, Culicidae. The transcript is spliced from 3 exons. The record is from RefSeq and is a predicted model, not a curated record. Bases 249 to 1304 code for a protein of 351 amino acids.
GUUUGCCUGCAGACGGGGAAGGGACGAAGGGCAAAACGAAAUUCAUCAGCCGAGAGAGAGAGAGAGAGAGAGACAGGAGGAACACAGUGUGCUCCAGAGGGGUAGGUACUUACGGGCAGUGGCACACCGUUUCCGGACAGUUCGGCGGGUAGCGGAGACAGUUGCUCUGGCACCAUUCCUCCAUCCCGAUGAAGCUGCGGCCUAACACAUACACACAUACACGUAAACGGGCCUCGUAAACAUCACCGAUGGCACUGCACGUCCUGUUCGGGAUGCUGUGUCUGGGCGCGCAGGCCUUCCUGAGCCUGCACGGUGCGUCCGGCGGCACGGAGGAAUCCAGCCCGCUCACCACCCAGCACGUGGGCGAAAACUGCGAGCACCACACGACGACGACGAGCCAGUUCGAGGAGUACUUCGACAUCGACCGGAUCGGCAACAACCGCACCGAGUCGAACGUCGUCGACCUGACGCUGUUCGUGCAGGUGCGCAACAUGCAGGAGGAGCUGGCGAUCCUGCUCUCCGCCGCGAACCGGUCCCGCCAGCACCCGGACUACGGCCGCACGUACGAGGUGCGCGUCAGCAACGUGUACACCGUCAUCUACAAGGAGACGCUGCGCAUGUCCGCACACCACAGCCACAACUUUAACUUCUUCCCGGGCGAGCAGUUCCGGCUGCGCAUCCAGAUAACGCGCGCCGGCCACAUCACCGUCUCCAUACCGGGCCUGUCCAAGUCGCUCAUCCUGACCGUGCACGACGAGCGGCCCCCGAUCGAGGUGGAGUACAUUAGCUUCGGGUCGCGCAUGAACGCGUACCCGGUGACGUUCUACUUCAACUGUGUGGAUGCGGCGCAGGCCGCCGCCCGGAAGCAGGCCCUUGCCGAGCAGGAGAGCGCCCGGGAGCGGGCGGACGCGGACGAUCCGGUCGGCGGGUCGUCGCACCAGCUGGACGAAGGCGAGGAGGACGCCAGGGGCCAGUUAGCCCCCGAUCAGCACACCACGGACAGGGACGACGACUCGGCGGGUGGCAAUGGAGAGCUGGGAGAGCGUGAACGGGGUGGGGACGUUGGGGAGUCACCGGCGGCGGCAGCUGCGGCCGCCAAGUGUCCGGUCUGUCCCAAGCCGGAAAAGUGCGAGGUGGUGGUGAAGGCGUGCUCGGACACGUCCAAGGAUCUGCUGAUGCAGGCGUCCGGGCCGGACGGCGAGAAGCAAAAGUACUUCUUCUACUUCAACGUUUACCUGAGCAGCAAGGGCGAGAAGGGAGGGAAGGAGCGCCCGGUGGCCGACGCUACCAACCAGAUUGCCUAAGGAAAGGGACCCAAGAGACCUCCUUUGUACGGAUCCUGUUACAUAUCUUAGGGCACUUUACGGGCACGCGCGCGAUAUCCGCAAGGCUCCAGCGUCCCACGCGCUCCAAGUUCGGCAUAUCAGCCCCAGCUCGGCCGCAAGUUUUUAAGCUAUUUAGCAACUAGUUUCCUUGUUUCUUCCCCCCACUUUCAACCCCCUCCAACCAAGUUGUGGAGUGUUGGGAAGUGCGGGCAAAUGAGGACAUUAUAGCUCCAAUAAACCUAUCAAGCAUUUUGUGCAGCGCAAAAUCCUGUCUCCCUCCCUGUAGGCUCUCUCUUUGAAGUAGUGGUGGGAGUUCGGAAUCGGAACGACUCUAUUCCGUGUUCGGAAUCAAUUCUGGAGCCGAUUCCAAUUCUUGAAUCAAUUCCGAUGUCGGAACCAAUUCCAGAGCCGAUUCUGUAACUGAUUCUGGGGCUGAUUCCAGAAUCAGAAUCGGCUCUGGAAUUGAAUUCAGAGUUGCCUCCGAAAUUGGGGUUCAAAGUUGCCUCCGGGAACGACCCGAUUCCGUGUUCGGAAUCAAUUCUGGAGCCGAUUCCAAUUCUUGAAUCAAUUCCGAUGUUGGAACCAAUUCCAGAGCCGAUUCUGGAGCUGAUUCUGGGGUUGAUUCCGGAAUCAGAAUCAGUUCUGGAAUUGGAUUCAGAGUUGUCUCCUAAAUCGGGGUUCGGAGUUGCCUCCGGGAUUGGAAUUGUAUUCAAAAUUGGAAUUGGGUCUGGAAUCAGAAAAAGUUCUGGAAUUUAAAUCAUUAGUUUCAGAAGUGAUAUCAAUCCCGGAAUCUCCAUGACAAUCCACAAUUGUUUUCAAAUAAACUUGGAUUCUUUGCGACUAUCAAUACAAUCGUAGCAGCUUAGAACCCAAACGCCUAUUCUCAUUCAGAUUCUGGAGCCAAUUCCGCAAACUGAUUCCAGAAAACUUUGGAGUUAGUCGGAAUCGAUUACCGACGAAAACUUUAUUCUUCCCAUCACUAAGCACAAAGCAUCCGAUGUGGGGGCGGGGGAAUUUACUGCAAGUGCGCGUCCUCGCGCGAAGAAUGUCAGCAGUAGAACCGGCUCCGGGCGUACGGGUGGUUCUUGUGGCUUCCCAAUAUCCGUCGGGCGACCGUUCUUGGGAAAAAGGUGAACGGUGAAGCCCAACAACAACAAAACCCACCCCAUUGCAGAACCCCAAGAACGUUCACCUUUAAGACACCAAAACCCACACACACACACACACACACACACAACCGAAUGCAAAUGCAAUCGAAGGCGCGUGUGUGUUACAAACCUCUGGCGCGGGAAGAUAACGCCUCUAUCUCGUGCGCGAAGGUGUUUCGCGAGUGUACUACAAAUAUUGAGCAGCAGCAGCAGCAAAAAACAAGACGACUUCAAAGCUGCCCCCACACACCUCCAGAACGGCAGCGAGCGAUCAAGAUGACCACCGAGAACGGGAGACUGUAGCAGAGGCGUCCAUUACGCAAAGGAGCAUGCAGGCGCAGCACAAGAGCAGCGCGCAGCAUCCAGAACGCGAUCCCAAAUGCCAAGGACAUUCGCCGUUUGGUGGCCUCCGAAAAGGGCAAUCCUGUGUGUGUGUGUGUGUGUUUGUCCGUUCGAUCGCAGUUCUUUAUUUACCGCGUCGGACCGCGUUGGGAGCUCUUGAGUUUUUGUUCGUCUUUGGCUGUUUUUUUUUAAUUUGCACGAUCGGCUUCUUCUUCGGCG